UUGUACUGUCUAUAACUACCUUAACAAACAGUGACUUAUUAUUAUUAUUGACAGUUACCAUGGAGAUGAAAUAUCACAACUACAUGGUCAUGUGAUGCAUUAAAUCACCUGACUGUUUCUAUGUAUGUUAGUAAAUGUUUUAUUUCUCAAAGAGAUAAUGAAUACAUGAGAACAAUAAUUAGUUGUCACUGUGUUAAUCACAACCAACAUGUUGGAUCUCUGUUUAGGGGUCAGUGCUCUAAAAUGAGUCUCUCUGGGGAGAGAGAGGAGGGGGGCCCUGCCUCUAAAAUUCAUCUCUCUGAGGGACAUGACACCAAAGCUAAGAGUCCAAUCAAGCAGGAGAGACCAGCCUCCCCUGUUCCCAGCUGUGUGUCCAUGAAGAGUGACCGGUCUAUGAAUCAACCUUUACAGUUUAGAGAGGGAGACUUUUCUACUGAACAAAGUCCAAUCAAGCAGGAGAGACCAGCCUCCCCUGUUCCCAGCUGUGUGACCAUGAAGAGUGACUGGUCUAUGGAACCUCCUCUAUACUUUAGAGAGGGAGACUUUUCUACUGAACAAAGAAACCAACAGGAGAGAUCAGGGUCAGAGAUUCUCAGUUGUCAGUCUUCCCAGAGUCAUCAAACAGACCUGGACUCCAUAUUCAGUAUGCUUGAACAGAAAAUUAUGACAUUUGUGAAGAACGAGCUGAAGAUGUUCAAGAGGAUUCUUAGUCCAGAACUCCCAGAAGGCUUUGAGAGUCAGAAGCAGGAAGUAGUGGAUGCUGAAGAUGAGAAGCAGGAGAGCAGUGCCAGAGAGGGGGCUCUGAAGAUCACACUGCACAUCCUGAGGAAAAUGAACCAGAAGGAGCUUGCUGACACACUGGAGAAAUAUUCAGAUGAGCUUGCUGUGAUUUGCCAACGUGAACUCAAAUCUAAUCUAAAGAAGAAGUUUCAAUGUGUAUUUGAGGGGAUCGCUAAACAAGGAAACCCAACACUUCUCAAUAAGAUCUACACAGAGCUCUACAUCACAGAGGGUGGAACAGGAGAGGUCAAUAAUGAACAUGAGCUGAGACAGAUUGAGACAACAACCAGGAAACAAGCAAGACCAGAGACUGCAAUCAAAUGUAAUGACAUCUUCAAACCCUUAACUGGACAAGACAAACCUAUCAGAACUGUGCUGACAAAGGGAGUCGCUGGCAUUGGAAAAACAGUCUCUGUGCAGAAGUUCAUUCUGGACUGGGCUGAAGGAAAAGCAAAUCAGGAUGUCCAAUUUGUAUUUUCAAUCCCUUUUCGGGAGCUGAAUUUGAUGAAAGGGGACAAACACACUUUCAUUGAACUUCUUAAUCACUUCUCAAUGGAAACCAAACAAUCAGGAAUCUCCAUCUACAACAAGUACAAAGUUCUGUUCAUCUUUGAUGGUCUGGAUGAGUGCCGACUGCCCCUAGACUUCCAGAAGAACAAGAUCUGUUGGGACGUCACAGAGUCAACCUCAGUGGAUGUUCUGCUGACAAAUCUCAUCAAGGGAAAUCUGCUUCCCUCUGCUCUCCUCUGGAUAACUACCCGACCUGCAGCAGCCAAUAAGAUCCCUUCAGUGUGUGUUGACCAGGUAACAGAAGUACGAGGGUUCAAUGACCCACAGAAGGAGGAGUACUUCAGGAAGAGAUUCAGGGAUGAGGACCUGGCCAGCAGAAUCAUCUCACACAUAAAGACAUCAAGGAGCCUCCACAUCAUGUGCCACAUUCCAGUCUUCUGUUGGAUUUCUGCAACAGUCCUUGAACACAUCCUGAAACAUAAGAGAGAAGAGAUGCCCAAGACUCUGACUGAGAUGUACACACACCUUGUGGAGUUUCAUACCAAACAGAAGAAUGAAAAGUAUCUUGGGAAAGAAGGGACAGGUCCACACUGGAAUAAAGAGAGCAUUCUGUCACUGGGAAAACUGGCUUUUCAACAGCUUGUGAAUGGCAAUCUGAUUUUCUAUGAAGAAGACCUGAAAGAGGCUGGCAUUGAUGUUAAUGAAGCCUCAGUGUACUCAGGAUUGUGCACACAGCUCUUUAAAGAGGAAUGUGGGCUGUACCAGGACAAGGUGUACUGCUUUGUUCAUCUGAGCAUUCAGGAGUUUCUGGCUGCUGUAUAUGUGUUCCUCUCAUUCAUCAACAACAAUGAGAAUCUAAUGGACAAACUGCAAACAAAAGACGAGUCUGAAGUUACUUUCUACAAGAGUGCUGUGGAUAAAGCCUUACAAAGUGAGACAGGAAACCUGGACCUUUUCCUCCGCUUCCUACUGGGCCUCUCACUGGAGUCCAAUCAGAAGCACUUACGAGGUCUACUGACAAAGACAAGAAGCAGCUCACAGAGCCAUGAAGAAACAGUCAAGUACAUCAAGGAGAAGAUCAGGGAGGAUCUCUCUCCAGAGAGGAGCAUCAAUCUGUUCCACUGUCUGAAUGAACUGAAUGACCAUUCUCUAGUGGAGGAGAUCCAAAGCUACCUGAGAUCAGGAAGUCUCUUGGCUAAGAAACUGUCACCUGCACAGUGGUCAGCUCUGGUCUUUGUGUUGCUGACUUCAGAAAAGGAGCUGGAUGUGUUUGACCUGAAGAAAUACUCCAGAUCAGAGGAAGGUCUUCUGAGGCUGCUGCCAGUGGUCAAAGCCUCCAGAGCUGUUCUGCUGUCAGGCUGUGGAGUCACAGAGGAAGGCUGUGCUUCUCUGGUCUCAGCUCUGAGGUCAAACCCCUCACACCUGAGAGAGCUGGACCUGAGUAACAAUGACCUGAAAGAUUCAGGAGUGAAGCUGCUCUCUGAUGGACUGGGGAAUCCCCACUGUAAACUGGAGACUCUGAGGCUGUCAGGCUGUGGAGUCACAGAGGAAGGCUGUGCUUCUCUGGUCUCAGCUCUGGAGUCAAACCCCUCACACCUGAGAGAGCUGGACCUGAGUAACAAUGACCUGAAGGAUUCAGGAGUGAAGCUGCUCUCUGCUGGACUGGGGAAUCCCCACUGUAAACUGGAGACUCUGAGGCUGUCAGGCUGUCUAGUCACAGAGGAAGGCUGUGCUUCUCUGGUCUCAGCUCUGGAGUCAAACCCCUCACACCUGAGAGAGCUGGACCUGAGCUACAAUCACCCAGGAGACUCAGGAGUCAGACUGCUCUCUGCUGGACUGGAGGAUCCACACUGCAGACUGGAGAAACUCAAUGUGGAACAUGGUGGAGAGAACAGAAUGAAACCUGGACUUAGAAAAUAUGUCUGUGAUCUCACACUGGACCUAAACACAGUAAACAGACUCCUCUCUCUGUCUGAGGAGAACAGAAAGGUGACAUGGAGGAGAGAGAAGCAGCCGUAUCCUGAUCACCCAGAGAGAUUUGAGGGCUGGGGACAGGUGCUGUGUAGAGAGGGUCUGACUGGGCGCUGUUACUGGGAGGUAGAGUGGAGGGGAAAUGGGGCUGUUAUAGGAGUGACAUAUAAAGGAAUCAGCAGGAGAGGAGGGGUUAAUGACUGUUGGCUUGGAGCCAAUGACAAGUCCUGGAGUCUGUUCUGCUCUGACAACAGUUACUCUGCCUGGCACAAUAAUAAUCCCACUACCAUAGACGUCCCCUCCUCCAGCUCCCACAGAGUAGGAGUGUAUCUGGACUGGCCAGCCGGCACUCUGUCCUUCUAUAGAGCCUCCUCUGACACACUGACCCACCUGUACACAUUCACCUCCACAUUCACUGAGCCCCUCUAUCCAGGGUUUGGGUUUAUGGUGGUGACUCCUCAGUGUCCCUGAAAUAACAUGACACACACACAAUAAUAACCUGUAAAUAAUACACACACUGGAUACACACACACACACACACACA
Messenger RNA from Oncorhynchus nerka (sockeye salmon), 3805 nucleotides. Its product is annotated as NLR family CARD domain-containing protein 3-like. The record is from RefSeq and is a predicted model, not a curated record. Gene Ontology annotation, molecular function: protein binding. Gene Ontology annotation, biological process: intracellular signal transduction. NCBI's taxonomy places the organism in Eukaryota, Metazoa, Chordata, Actinopteri, Salmoniformes, Salmonidae.